Onthophagus taurus is the source of this 2413-nucleotide messenger RNA. Lineage: Eukaryota; Metazoa; Arthropoda; Insecta; Coleoptera; Scarabaeidae. The record is from RefSeq and is a predicted model, not a curated record.
GGCAUCAAAACUUUUCUAACCUCCAAAUAUUAUAAAACUUUAUGAUUAAAAUUUAAAACUAUGAAUUUUUCCCAAGAUAACAACUAUUCCGAUGAAAAUAACAUAAAAGAUGAGAUAAAUCAAAUUAUAAAGCCUAUAAAUACACAAACGGUUCAUAAAAUUUGUUCUGGACAAGUUGUACUAACUCUAGCUGUUGCUGUAAAAGAGUUAGUGGAGAAUGCGUUAGAUGCAGGAGCAACUACAAUAGAAGUUAAACUUAAAGAAUACGGCAGUGAAUUAAUUGAGGUUAUAGAUAACGGAGGUGGAGUUAUCAAAGAAAAUUUUGCCGCCUUAACUUUAAAACAUUAUACAUCAAAAAUUAAAGAAUUUAACGACUUAGAAUUCGUGGAAACUUUGGGAUUUCGUGGUGAAGCAUUAAGUUCACUUUGCGCCCUCUCCGAUGUAACAAUUAUAACACGACAUAGUUCGGCAAAUAUAGCCACUAAAAUAACUUACGAUCAUAAUGGGAAAAUAAUCGAUGAAAGUUCGGCUCCUAGAUCAAAAGGGACAACCGUUUGUUUAAGCAAUUUAUUUAUAACUUUACCGGUACGGCGAAGAGAGUUUUUAAAAAACCUUAAACGAGAAUUUAAUAAAAUGUGCCAACUUUUAUACGCUUACUGCUUAAUAUCGACAAAUGUAAAGAUUACGUGUAUUAAUCAAUUAUCGAAAGGUUCAAAAUCAACAGUGGUGUCUACGCAAGGAUCUCAUUCAAUAAGAGAUAACAUUAUUAAUGUUUUCGGUGCAAAACAAAUAGCGUCGUUAAUUGAUAUAAACACCGUUGAUCCUGUUGAUGAUGUUCUAAAAGAAUAUGGAAUUGAAAAUCGAGCGGGGAAUGAAAAACCGUUUAAAUUCGAAUGUUUUAUUUCAAGCGUAACUCAUGGUUUGGGACGAAGCAUCGCCGAUAGACAAUUCAUUUAUAUAAAUUCAAGACCAUGUGAACCCCCGAAAAUUUUAAAAUUAAUCAACGAAACAUAUAAACAAUACAACAGCCAUCAAUAUCCCUUCGUCUUUUUAAAUAUCUUAACAGAAAGGAAUCAAAUUGAUGUUAACGUAACUCCCGAUAAGAGACAAAUUUUUUUUCAAAAAGAAAAAUUACUUUUAGCUUAUUUAAAAUCGUCUUUAUUAGAUUCAUUUAAAAAUUUUCCUUCAACUUACGAUUUACAAAAUUUAGAUAUUUUUAAAGAUGAUAAAAAAGCUUUGACACAAAUUACGCUUAAUAAUAGUUUGAAAGGUUUAAAAAGAAGCAAUUCUAAUAAUAAUGAGGAAGGAAAUUCAAGUUUGUUGGAUGCUUUUCGUAAAAAACCUAAGGUUGAUAACAAUCAAGUGAAAGUGAACGAUUUAAAAUUGAUUUUUGGGAAAAUUGAUGAAAAAGCGAAACGAGAUAUUGAACCUAAAUAUCAAAAGAUUCCCAAAUUUGAUGAUAAAAUUGAAACAGAUUUAGAGAAAUCCCCAGAAAAAGAAUUAAAGCUUAAAGAUGAAUCUAAAAGUGUUGAAUGCAAAUUUACUCCAGCGAAACCGAGAUCAAUAACAGAUGGUGUUAUCGAUGUUGAAAAUAUUCCUAAAUAUGACAGUAAAGAUUUAACGAUUUUAAAAGAGAAUAGCAAAAAGAUGUUGGAUGUUUCUUUAGGAGAAAUUCGUUGUAGAAUUAAAAAACGAGGGGAAUACCUGAAUCAAGCGAAAGAUGAAAUAAAAAAAGUAUUAUUUAGGGCGGAAAUUUCGCCCACACAAAACUCCAGCGCCGAACAAGAAUUACAAAAGCAAAUUACAAAAGAUAAAUUUAAAGAAAUGGAAAUUAUUGGACAAUUUAAUUUGGGAUUUAUCGUGGCUAAAUUAAAAAACGAUUUGUUUAUAAUCGAUCAACACGCUACAGAUGAAAAAUAUAAUUUUGAACAAUUACAAGCUAAUACUAUUUUGGAAACGCAAAAUCUUGUCCAUCCUAAAUCAUUAAAUUUAACGGCCGCUAAUGAAUGUUUAUUGAUCGAUAACGAAGAGACGUUUAAAAAAAAUGGUUUUACAUUUACAAUUGAUCAUAAUGCUGAACCAACUCAAAAAAUUAAAUUAACCUCACUACCGUUAAGUAAAAAUUAUAUUUUUGGGAAAGAUGAUAUCGACGAGUUAUUAUUCAUAUUACAAGAAACGGCGCAAACUAUAUGUAGACCAUCAAGAGUACGCCAAAUGUUUGCUUCUAGAGCAUGUCGGAAAUCGGUUAUGAUAGGAAAGGCUCUAACGCACAGUGAUAUGCGUAAAUUGGUGGAUCAUAUGGGGGAAAUUGAUCAACCUUGGAAUUGCCCACACGGACGCCCAACGAUGCGGCAUUUAGUGAAUUUAGACCUCAUAAAAUCAGAUUAAAACGAAACCUUUCUAAGUAUAAAAA